Hyla sarda is the source of this 2321-nucleotide messenger RNA. Its product is annotated as forkhead box protein A4-like. The coding region runs from base 558 to 1751 and encodes 397 amino acids. The record is from RefSeq and is a predicted model, not a curated record. Gene Ontology annotation, molecular function: transcription factor binding; DNA-binding transcription factor activity, RNA polymerase II-specific; RNA polymerase II cis-regulatory region sequence-specific DNA binding. Gene Ontology annotation, biological process: cell differentiation; anatomical structure morphogenesis; regulation of transcription by RNA polymerase II. The transcript is spliced from 7 exons. NCBI's taxonomy places the organism in Eukaryota, Metazoa, Chordata, Amphibia, Anura, Hylidae.
GUAAAUCUGUGGUGCCGGGACCUGGUGAAGAGACUCCAACAGGCGGUUCGGCAGUGGUUGGAUAGUCCAUCCGACAUAUUGUUUUCCACAGACAGAGUCCAACAGAUAAAUUACAAAAGAAGAUUGACAGGAUGAGGAUCUGCUUACAAAGUGAGGAGCCAAAGAUGUCUGGAUGUCAGACUCUGCAGAGAAGAUGGAGCUGGAGGAAGACCUGGUCUCUGGACCAGAUGAAGAAGAAAAAAUGACAGAGAAGAUAUCACUCAAGUCAGAAGAUGUCACUCAGGUCACUAAUAUAAUUGUGAAUUCUCCUGACUGUCCCAUCAGAGCUGUAGUCAGUGAUGUCGAAGGUUUCUGGGUAAACCGAAAACAGACGAAACUGUCACUGAAGUUCUGCUGCUCUAGACAAAGGCCCAUGGAUCCCUAAAGACAAAUACAGUCCUGGGACAAACACUUGGAUUCAGCACUAGAAGAAACAUCUGUAACAACAUCCUGGGAUUGGUCAACACCAAACUUCUCCAUUGAGGAAGGUUUCAGAUCAACAGGGCUGAAGUCAGAACAUGCUUAAUAGCAGAGUCAAACUGGAAAUGAAAGACCCAAUGGAUUGGAAUUCUAUGUACUCAGAUAAUGAGGUAUACUCUGGAUUACACAACAUGAAUAAUGGCCUUCAACCCACCUCAUAUAUUUCUAGUGAUGUCUCCACAGUAACACCAACCAUGACCUUUAUGAAUAAUACCAUGGCAGGGCCUGUCAACAACAUGCAAAACAACCUUGGUUCUCUUAGCUCUUUGGCACAUAAUAUGGGAGGUCCCAUGGCAUCUCCAGCAUCAUCAUCUGCUUAUCCACUUGGCUAUUGCCAAGCAGAGUCUGAAUUCCAGAGAGAUCCUCGAACCUACAGAAGGAAUUACUCCCAUGCCAAACCUCCUUACUCAUAUAUCUCUCUCAUCACAAUGGCUAUUCAACAAGCCCCAAAUAAGAUGAUGACUUUGAAUGAGAUUUACCAAUGGAUCAUUGACCUCUUUCCCUACUACAGGCAAAACCAGCAACGUUGGCAGAACUCUAUCCGCCACUCAUUGUCAUUCAAUGACUGCUUUGUGAAGGUUCCACGCUCUCCAGAGAAACCAGGGAAAGGUUCUUAUUGGACUCUCCAUCCAGAGUCUGGCAAUAUGUUUGAAAAUGGUUGCUACUUGAGAAGGCAGAAGAGGUUCAAGUGUGAGAGGUCCAGAUCUGGGUCUUCAGACCUAGAAAAAAAGACUGUUAAAGUUUCAGAUGAAGUGGCUGUGGGUUUGAAGGAGUCUCCUGCUACCUAUGAUGAGAGUUCUUCCUCCCGAUCCCCAAAAACUGUGACAAACAGAGGUGAGAGCGACUCAUUGUUGGCAAACAUUCCCCAAACAAAUGGAGUGUCUCCAGCAUGCAUUAGCCCUAAUUUAGAGCAAGGAGGGCCAGCUUCACAAUUAUUAUAUCCUCUCAGUUUGCCUAAUGAUGGUUACCUUGGGAUGGUAGAAGAUCCCCAUCUGAAACAUGACCCCUUUCCUGGCAGACACCCAUUUUCUAUCACUCAACUGAUGUCUUCUGAACAGGCUCAGAGCUACUCCAGUAAAAUCGAUAUGUGUUCAACAGCUAAUCCCCUUGUCCACUAUCCGAACUAUACUGCUGACUAUCACAACAUGACUACAAAAAGUGGAAUGGACAUGUCUACAUCCACCAAUGACAGUUAUUAUAUGUAUUCCAGGCCCAUACUCAGCUCUCUAUGAGUAGCUAAUACUUUGCUUUUUCUGUAUGUGUUUUAUUACAUUUUUCAUACAUGCAUAUGUGCUUCACAGUUUUGGCAUUUGCUAGAAGAGAUCACAUACUCUGGACAUAGACAAUUGUGUCAGCUCAGUUUAUGAAAUGUAUAUCUAUCUAUCUAUGAGCAACUGUGAAAUAUCAUGGUUUCUAUAUAGACUGUGAUCUUAUUCAUUUAUUUGACUACAAUUGUAUUGUAGGAACUAUAACAUGGCAACAAUUAUGAUAUUGAUUUUUUUUUUCAAUAUCUAUAAACUAGCUCCAAAAUUAUUGUCUAAAAUGAUAUAUUUGUUUUAUCAUUAUCCUAAUAAUGUCUUUACUGUCGAAAUGAUAAAAAAUAUACUAUUGCACUGGAUGGUAUGAGACAUGAUCUGGACUCAAGAUUUGUUGGAUUUUUGCAAUUCUUUUGUAAUGUAUAUAACUGUAAUGUCUUAUAUUUAAAUUUGGAAAACAAUUGUUUUAUAUUGGAAUAUCUUUUACAUUGUACGUACAUCCUGUUUUUCAUAUUGAUGUUUGUUCUGUUUUUGAAUAUUAAUAUA